AUGAAGUUUUUCAGUGUUGCUCUUGCUGCCCUCUUCGCGGCUGUCGCCGUCGCAGGCCCUGUUGAGCUCGAGAAGCGCUGUGCUGCUUCGGGUGAGAUCUGCAGCACUGCUUCCAACUGCUGCAGUGGUGCUUGUGCCAAGGGGCCAGUGGGUGCCCCUAGAAGCAGCAACAUUGGCAAAUGUGGUUAA
Molecule: messenger RNA, 189 nt
Organism: Penicillium angulare
Lineage: Eukaryota; Fungi; Ascomycota; Eurotiomycetes; Eurotiales; Aspergillaceae
Product: o-superfamily protein
Exons: 2
Coding region: 1-189 (62 amino acids)
Source: RefSeq, a predicted model, not a curated record